Messenger RNA from Perognathus longimembris pacificus (Pacific pocket mouse), 916 nucleotides. It is a transcript of the gene Atg10, whose product is annotated as autophagy related 10. The record is from RefSeq and is a predicted model, not a curated record. Lineage: Eukaryota; Metazoa; Chordata; Mammalia; Rodentia; Heteromyidae. Bases 116 to 766 code for a protein of 216 amino acids. The transcript is spliced from 8 exons. Gene Ontology annotation, biological process: protein lipidation; protein modification by small protein conjugation; macroautophagy. Gene Ontology annotation, cellular component: intracellular anatomical structure. Gene Ontology annotation, molecular function: Atg12 transferase activity.
UCGGGGCAGUAGUUUUCCUGCCCGCCCGUACCUUCUCCCUUCCCCGCCUCCCUCAGCCCCGUCGCCCCGCCCCGGCUGCGGGGACCGGGCGGAGCGGAGCGGGAUAUUACUUAGCAUGGAAGAAGAUGAGUUCUUUGGAGAAAAAACAUUCAAGCAUUAUUGUACAGAGUUCAUUAAACAUUCACAACAGAUAGGAGAUGGUUGGGAAUGGAGAACAUCAAAGGACUGCUGUGAUGGAUACAUGUGCAAAACACAUUUUCAAAUAAAAAACAAUACUUCAGAGUCACAUCUGGGAAAAUCUGCUAGUGUACAGACAUUUCCUGCGAUGGAGGAAGCUAUAGAGCUACCCUCAGAUGAUUGUGAAGUGCCUGGGACUCCUGCAGUGUCUGAAGUGAUUAAAUAUGAGUAUCAUGUCUUAUAUUCCUGCAGCUACCAAGUGCCUGUACUAUACUUUAGGGCAAGCUUUUUAGAUGGGAGACCUUUAGCCCUGACGGAGAUAUGGGAAGGUGUCCAUGAGUGCUAUAAGACACGACUGCUACAGGAACCAUGGGACACUAUUACCCAGCAGGAGCAUCCAAUCCUUGGGCAACCCUUUUUUGUACUACAUCCCUGCAAGACGAAUGAAUUCAUGGCUCCUGUAUUAAAGAAUUCAAAGAAAAUCAAUAGGAAUGUCAACUAUAUUACGUCAUGGCUGAGCAUUGUAGGGCCAGUUGUUGGGUUGGAUCUCCCUCUGAGUUAUGCCAAAGCAGCUUCUCAGGAUGAGUGAAAUGUUGAUUGACAAGAUCUUCUGUUUAACUUAGAGACUGUGAAGUGUAGAACACCAAGAGAUGGCUGUGGUAGAGCACUUGCCUGGCCAAGUAUAAGGCCGGAUAUUCAAAAACCAGUAUUGCCAAAAAAAAAAAAUGUUGAAUUAAAA